Messenger RNA from Nilaparvata lugens (brown planthopper), 2649 nucleotides. Its product is annotated as condensin complex subunit 2-like. The record is from RefSeq and is a predicted model, not a curated record. Gene Ontology annotation, cellular component: condensin complex. Bases 187 to 2649 code for a protein of 820 amino acids. Gene Ontology annotation, molecular function: chromatin binding. Gene Ontology annotation, biological process: mitotic chromosome condensation. The transcript is spliced from 9 exons. Lineage: Eukaryota; Metazoa; Arthropoda; Insecta; Hemiptera; Delphacidae.
UGUUUGGUUAGGUUUUGUUUUUGUUUCCUCCAACAUUAAUUUUUACCGGAAUGAGUUGAUGUAUAUUAACACAUUAUAUUAUUUUCGAAAGCCUUGAAUAUAUAAAUAAUCCUACGUAUAAUUCUAACAUUCAUGUAAAUGAUAGGUUGGAGUUGGAUUUAGUGUGGUAAAUAAUUUGGCGAAAACAUGUUCAGCUCGGACAGCGAGGAUGACACAUUCGGUCGCGUGGCCCCGCAACGCAACAAGAAGCGGCCCCCGGCUCAGAAACUGGGCAAACGGCGACGUGCCGGUGGCGGGGAGGGUGCGAGCUCCGAGGGGGACAGCUCCGACGCGACGGAGAUCGUCGAGGAGUCGGGGACACUGCGCACGCCCAACAUUUCGACGGUCACUCCCAAUGUGUCCAUGUCAGGUGGCAGUAUGAGUGCUCACCCGGCUUUCAACGGAAGUGAUGCGGCCGCGCACAGCACUCCAGAGCUACAUUAUCGCGAUGAGCUGAAGGAGGCCAAACAGAAGAAGAGGUCGUUCUUGGCCGAUACACUCGCCCAGGUGUCCAGUGUUAUUAACGACGACCAGGAAGAGGCAUGGCAGCUGGCUCAGGAAAGCCACCAGUCCACAUCAGCUGUGGCGGUGGCCGACUCCCUUCACAAACAGCAGCAGCCCUAUGAGAUAGCCGGCGCCUGCUUCGAUAUCAAGCUCACCAGCGAACAGCUCUCCGAACACCUCGCCAACUGUAUUCAGCUAAACGCCGCCAAUAAAAUCAACAAGAACAAUGCAUUCAAUCUGCAGUUGAUCGAUUACAUGUUUGUUCUGUUGAGAAGAAACGACAAAACAAUGCAAGAUUUUCCAACAAUGAGCUGCAGCCUGGACGCAAGCACACGGAUCUACGCAGAUCGUGAGUGGGUUGUCGCGUGCAAACGACAAGGGCAAGAAGAAGUCGACCAAGGAUGGCGGGGAAGGCAGUGGGGGGGAGGGGGACUCGGAUGGAGAGGGGGGUGGAAACGAGAACCAGCAGAUGCAGUGCUAGCCUCAUCGCUAGACGCUCUCUGCAGGACAAAGAUUGAGACGGCCUCGUGGAUGCAGCGACCAGCUAUCCAGCCUGAGUUCACGACACUACUGAGACAGGCGGCCGUCACCCUGAGCGCCCAGUGUGGCCUAACCCUGCUACAGAACGACAUCCCACUGUUGCCGCCGCGACGACAGCCGAAACAGCCGGAUCGGAGUCGUGUCACGGCUGUGCCUGUCGACCUACCACCCGCUCUAUACGACUACGACUUUGGCUUCAGUUGGCGCGAGGAGGGGGAGGAGCCUGACGGUGACGUCAUCAUGGAUUUCGACGAACAAAGCGAUUUGGACAACGAUUUCAGUUUCAACGUGCACAACAACACAGUCAUCAGUGCCGUGUCACACAGGGACUCUAAUCAAGAAGGCGAUGAACUUACUAAGAUGUCAUCGUCCUGUAAUGGGGAGGAGGUGGAGGAGGUAUUGAAGGAGGCAGCGUCGAAAGAGAGGGAGGCUGUGGUUAGUGUUGAUGAUAUGGAGGGGGUGUUUGGAGGGGAUGAUCGGGAGGAUAGUGGGGAUGAAGAAGUUCAGGAGGAGGUGGAGAAGGAGAAAGAGAAGGAAAGUAGUAAAAAACGUCACGACACGUUGAGUUUGGUUAGUAGUAAAGCGUUGCUAGCAGAGGGGGAUAGUUGUUAUUCGUAUAUAGACACAGACCUGUUACCCGACGUCUGGGUAGGACCCGACUUCUGGAAACCGAAGUUCAAACGCGGCAAACCUGCCGCCUGUCAGUUAGCCCCGGAAAAAGCGGCCGAGAAGAAAACUCGUCGCAAAACUAAACGCACCGAUAUCCUGUCUUUCGAAGACUGCAACAACAAUGUCGACGCGAUUUUCAAGAAGAAAUCGGAGACCGCAGCGCAAACUCGUAUGAUCGGGAAGUGGUCGGAGAAAAAGCUGACGCUUCCUGGUAAAAAGAACUGUAAGAUGCAGGAUGUGUAUCGGUCGUUCCUUAGGAAGAAUCUGUUCUACAAACCGUUCCUAAAGCCUGACAAGGAUGCGAAAAUUGAGUUUGAGUACGCGGAGGACGGUGAACAUCUGUUCAACAAUGAAAACAAUAAUAUCACAGAUUUGGACGGUGACCGGGUGGGGGGAAUCGUUCUUAACAACGACAGCCGAGUGUCCGACUGUGAUGAUGUUGAUGAUUUUAAUGAUGAACCGGUGGCCGAUAUUGAUGAUGUUGAUGAUGAUGUGGGAGGGGAGGAACCUGGGGAUGAGGAGGAUAACAGUGAUGUGUUCAGUGCAGAUAACCUGGUGCCAAUGCCGAAACUGGUGCAGUGUGAUACGAUCAAGUAUGCUACGGUGCCGAAACGGCUGGACAUGAAGAAACUGAAGGCAACCAUUUGGAGCAUGUUGGAUUUGGAGGAUGAUAAGGAAAACAGGAGAUCUCGAAAAUCUAGUGAAAUGAAGAAAAAUACUCAUCAGACGUUCAGUGAUAUCUACCAACACCUUCCCGAGCGUCUCAUGGGAGAGAUGAAGAAAGACAUGAGUCCGGCCCUGGCUUUUCUUGCCAUCCUGCAUUUGACCAACGAGAAAACGCUCGACAUCAAAUCUGCCGACUCGACACUUACCGACUUUGUCAUCAGAAAGGCCUGA